Messenger RNA from Prunus dulcis (almond), 429 nucleotides. RefSeq lists its product as uncharacterized. The transcript has a single exon. The coding region runs from base 1 to 429 and encodes 142 amino acids. The record is from RefSeq and is a predicted model, not a curated record. NCBI's taxonomy places the organism in Eukaryota, Viridiplantae, Streptophyta, Magnoliopsida, Rosales, Rosaceae.
AUGCAUGAUGUGUAUAAUUACGAUGCAGACUUUGUUCAGAAGUGUGUUGAUGUUGGGAUUUUAGGGCUUUUUCUAGAGCAAAAGCUUAUAGCUAUUAUACGAAUGCUGGCGUAUGGUUCAUAUGCUGAUCAGGUGGAUAAGAUUGCUAGGAUGAAGAAGUCCACUACUUUAGAGAGCUUGGUCAGAUUUUGUGAUGCAAUUGAAACUCUCUACACUAGGGACUACCUCCGUAAACCUACGCCUGGGGACCUCCAAAGGUUUCUACAGAAAGCCGAAGCUCGAGGUUUUCUAGGCAUAAUUGGAAGCAUCGAUUCUAUGCACUGGCAAUGGAAGAAUUGCACAACUGCCUGGCAAGAAGAUAAUGGAAAUAGAAAAGGGCAAAAAAGUAUUAUCUUCGAAGCCAUUGCUGGAUUUGAUACAUGGGUUUGA